Molecule: messenger RNA, 4020 nt
Organism: Schistosoma intercalatum
Lineage: Eukaryota; Metazoa; Platyhelminthes; Trematoda; Strigeidida; Schistosomatidae
Source: the annotation of a GenBank genome assembly
ACAUAUUACACGUAUAUUUUUCUUAUUGAAUAUACAAACCUUGGGUAACUAUACUACUUAUUAGUGGUGGUUAGUAGUUUUUAACGAGAAAAAUAAGUAGAUUAUUUGAUCAUACAAAUUUACACGAACCUAUGGCUUAUGAUCAAGAUAAUACUAAAGCAUGUUUAAAAUGUGGAUCUAAAUGUCCUGGUUUCAUGAAACAUCCAUGGAGAAUGUUAUGUACACAAUGUCAUUGUGCAUAUUAUGAACAUGAUAUUGAUGAUUUUACUAAUCAAUCAAUAUUAGAUCAAUUAGAUUUAAAUCAAUCAUCAUUCUAUGAUAAAUAUAUGGAUGCACAAAAUUUGGCUAAACAAUUUGGAUUACAUUGGUUACCUAUUGGUGUUAAACCAGUAGAGGUAAACUCAUUUUUGAAUAGUCUACCAAAGGAUGAAUUACCAUGUGGUGAAGUUGCGGAUCAUGUCAGACGUCAACGUCUUAGAAAACAAAUACCAUUACAAGAUCGUAAACCAGCUGUAACAAUUGAAGAAUUAUGGCAUCAUUCAAACGAUUCAAAUCCUAAUUUAGAAAAUGAAUUAAUUGAAGCGAAUCGUUUUAAAAAUUUUCGUAAUUUUCAUGAUUUUGGUAUUGGAUUAGUAGAACAUAUGAAUGACAAAGAUGGACAGCCAUGUACAAAUUGUUCGAAUAUAAUCAAUUUUGAUGAUUUCUGUAUACGAAUUAAACCAGAACAUUCUUUAAUAGAAGACAUGUCUAACAUGCCUUCGAAUCGUACACCAGCUUGGCAUUUGAAUUGUUUUCGAUGUACAAUAUGUCAUGAAUAUUUAGUUGAUUAUAUAUAUGCUUGGUUAAAUAACCAACCUUAUUGUUUACGACAUUAUGCUCAAUCAGUACGUCCACGUUGUGUGACAUGUGAUCAUCUUAUUUUCUCAGAAGAAUAUACUAGAGCUAUGGAUCAAGAACAUCAUUCUGGUCAUUUUGCUUGUCAUAGUUGUGAUGCAUCAUUAACAGGACAACGUUAUAUAUUACGUGAUGAUGAACCACAUUGUUUAGCUUGUUAUGAAGCUAAAUUCGCUAAUACAUGUGAACAAUGUAAAGAAAAAAUUGGUUGUGAUUCAAAGGGUAUGUUAAAACCGGAAGUUGGCAUUACAUCACUUGUUCGGGAUGCAUCAGAAUCUGUACGAAAUGCAGUUUAUACAUCAUCUCAACAAUCAAAUGUUAGAUUUCAUCCAAGUUGUCCAAUGCCAUAUAUUCUUGGUCCUGGUUAUAGCGUCGGACAAGCAUGGCAAUGUGAUACAAUCAAGGCAGGUGAAAAUCCAUCAAAAGAUCUAUUCAUCCUUCACCUAACGCCUAUGAUGCCAAUGUUACAUGGUAUCGCUUUGUAUCGUCGUAAUCGUGCUCCCUGUGAUUUUCAUGUGUUUCCUUUUUUUUUUAAAUGAAUAUCAGUUUAUUAUUGUGUUGGACUAUAUUCCUUCUAUGCACUCAUUGAUUUCCUCUUUUCUCCUUAUCAUCUAGAUAAUCAAAUGUAUAGCGAUCAUUUUUUUUGUUUUGUUUUUGUCACUAACUAUUUGUGAGUGGGAGCAAUAGAGUUUCUUAUGCAUAAACAUGAUGUUAGUUCAUUCGUUUUCUUUACUACACAAACAUACUUAUACUUUUACUCAUUUCUUUUUUUCUCUCUAAAUUUGUGUGUUCAAUUGAAUGCAUGCUAAAUUCUUAAAAAAGAACUAGUUUAAUAUUAAACAAUCAGCUUUCACACCACUGUUAUUUCCAUUAGACGUGUUGUAUUUUGCUGCAUUCCAAAAGAGAUUGGAUUCAAUCUCUUUUCAUUAGUGUAUUUGUUCCAAUUGUGUUGUCAAUCUUUAAUAGAAUUGACUAUAUUACAUAAUUUAACAUUAUUUUUUUUUGUAUUUUCUCCCAGGAUCUUUCAUUUAAAGAAAGACAUUGGCAUGAGAAAUGUUUCAAAUGUUCUGCUUGUACUACUUCAUUAGCUGAUCGACCAUUUGCUACAAAAGAAGAACAAUUAUAUUGUUCUGAUUGUUAUGAUGAACGUUUUGCUGCACGAUGUGAUGGUUGUCAAGGUGUAUUCAAAGCUGGAAUGCGUAAAUAUGAAUAUCGUGGACAACAAUGGCAUGAAGAAUGCUUUUUAUGCGUUGAAUGUAAACAACCAAUUGGUGCGAAAAGUUUUAUUCCACGAGAAAAUCAAGUUGUAUGUGUACCAUGUUAUGAAGCGAAAUAUGCUCAACGUUGUACUAAAUGUUCAGAAGUUAUACGUCGUGGUGGAGUUACAUACAAAGGGAAUCCAUGGCAUAAAGAAUGUUUCACUUGUACUAGUUGUUCUAAACAAUUAGCAGGAUUAAAAUUCACUUCUAAAGAUGAACAACCAUAUUGUGCAGAUUGUUAUGGUGAAUUAUUUGCUAAAAAAUGUACAAAAUGUACCAAACCAAUUACUGGAUUUGGUGGUUGUAAAUUUAUUUCAUUUGAAGAUCGUCAUUGGCAUUCAGAAUGUUUUCUAUGUGGAAAAUGUAAUUGUAAUUUAGUCGGUAGAGGUUUUCUUACCAGUGAUGAUAUGAUUAUGUGUUCUGAAUGUGGUCGUUAACUUCAACACACACUUCAAAGAAGAAGAAGAAUGAUAAUAAAAGAUAAAAGAAACAAACAAGCAGCAGUUAUACAUACAUCUAGUCAAAAGUGCGUGAUUCAUUCGUUCGUUCGUUUGUUCUUUCUUUCUUUAUUCCGCUUUAUGAUAUCAAUUUGUUUUGUUUUGUGUUUUGUUCCAUUUGUUUGUUGAUUAAAAUAGUCAAAUCUUCUUAGCUAAUUCAUUCUAAUAUGUUCACAAUGCAUUUAUUAUAUACAUAUAAACAUAAGAUUUUCUUUUUGAACCAUGACUUCAAAUGAUCCAUUAACAUAGAAUGAUAAACAGAACUAUUCAUUGUUGAUCAUAAAGAAAUGAAUUCAUUAUGGAAUAUAUUCUAUUCUAGUCUUUAUUCAUCCUUAAUCCUUCAAAUAUAUUGAUUUAUUUUUUUGUACUGUUUUUUUGUUUGUUGAUGAUGAUGUUCACAAAUUGUCUUCCUUGUUCACAUCUAUUCAUUCAAUUGAAUGCAUAUAUAUAUAUACAUCAUUAUUAACGUAUAAACUAAUGAUCUUUUACAUUUAAUAGUAAUUUAACUUUUGUAGUUUACAGUUCUAUAGUUUUCUUUUAUAUAUUUUAUGAUUUGUCUCUCUGUGUGUGUGUGUGUACGUGCAUGGCAUCAGUGUUUAGAUUUUCACUUUAGAACUGCUUCAUCACUUAUUUACUCGUAGGUAUAUUCCUACUGUUGUUAUACAUCAAGAGAUUUGGGAGCUGGGUGGGAGGGAUGGGUUGAGCUUUCUUGAAAAUGUAUGGAAUGUUGAGUUACCAAGUUGUCCUCUCUCUCUCUCUCUCUUUCGCUACUUCCUCUUUUCCACAUGACGUAUAUCUUUUAAAAAGAAAGUCAAUCCCUGUAAUUGAAACUUACUUCUGUUCAUGUGUAUGAGAUUUGACAACAACUAUUCACGUCAUUAGACAUUAUCAAACGAUUCAUUGUCUAUUAUUCUAGAGUUAGACAUUCAUUACCUUUAUUUAUUGUAAACAUAACAACUAUUCUAGGUAUUUUAUGAAUAUUAUUCAUUUCAACCAGUUUAACAUGUGUGCUCUCAUUUCCGAUUUCACACAUAGAUCAUCUUUCUCAUUUUGAAACUCAUUUCCAUGGUGUGUUUUUCUUUCUUUCUUUUUUCAUUUGCAUGUAAAAUUUGUUUUUAUUAGAUAAUGCAGCGAUUACGUCUUAAGUACUUACAUUAUUGAGUAUUGGAAUUCAUGCAUAGAACAUAUGAAUUGUGUGUGUGUGUGUGUUCCAAUAUAUUCAUCAUUAAUUUAUCUUUUGAACUACCUUAACUAUUUGUCUUGUUUACUUUUUGUUGUUUUGGUUUAAUACUGUUAGUCUGUAUUUAGUUGCGUUGUGCAAGCGUGAAGCAGAAGAGAUGGAUUAAGAGAAUAAACAUGUUUGACGAGUG